Rhagoletis zephyria (snowberry fruit fly) is the source of this 955-nucleotide messenger RNA. RefSeq names its product ADP-ribosylation factor-like protein 3. Lineage: Eukaryota; Metazoa; Arthropoda; Insecta; Diptera; Tephritidae. The record is from RefSeq and is a predicted model, not a curated record. Gene Ontology annotation, molecular function: GTP binding; GTPase activity.
AGUGUACAUUCAUAUGCCGAUAGAAGCGGUUAUAUUUCCCUUUGCAUAAUUCGCGCUCAGACAGAAAAUAUUUACUGCAACAUAAAACUUUAGUAUAGUGAAGAAAAUAUAUAUCCACAGAUAGCAAGCUGUCGCCUCAUCUCUUCAAGAAAUGGGUUUAUUAUCUUUGUUAAGAAAACUACGCCCCAGCCCCGACAAAGAAGCCAGAAUACUGUUACUUGGCCUAGAUAAUGCUGGCAAGACGACAAUUCUAAAGCAAUUGGCAUCUGAAGAAAUUUCUACGGUAACGCCAACAGCUGGUUUCAACAUAAAAUCCGUGGCAGCCGAUGGCUUCAAGCUCAAUGUCUGGGACAUUGGCGGUCAGUGGAAAAUACGGCCUUACUGGAAAAACUACUUUGCCAACACGGAUGUAUUGAUUUACGUAAUUGAUUGCACCGAUCGUGAACGUUUAUCCGAAACUGGCCGCGAGCUCUUCGAACUACUUAUGGACAAUCGUCUCAAGCAGGUGCCAUUGUUGGUGUUCGCCAACAAACAGGAUCUACCAAAUGCGCUUACCGCAUCUGAGGUAGCCGAAGCGGUGCAAUUAGUGCGUUUAGAAGAGCGCACCUGGCAGAUAAUAGGCUGUUCAGCCGUCGACGGCACUGGCAUCAAAGAUGGCAUGGAUUGGGUCUGCAAGAACAUGAAGAAAUGAACAAACUUCAUUUCGUUUAUUUGUAGUAGUAUGAUGAACAUAGCAUGUAUGUAUGUACAUACUAAGUAGUAUGCUAUGUACUAGCUUUUGAACAAGGAAAAAGUACAGUAAUCAAUGGAAAUUUUAAUGUAGAUUCUCCUAAAUAUGUAUAAGUAUUUUAGAAAGUAGAUAUGUAUAUGCGCGUGCAGCUCAUAAUUUAAUAAAAUUUAUUUGGUUUUACUCAUAGGCCACUAAUAAUAGAAAUUACUCAUUACUGAUUACAAA